Molecule: messenger RNA, 913 nt
Organism: Pelodiscus sinensis (Chinese soft-shelled turtle)
Lineage: Eukaryota; Metazoa; Chordata; Testudines; Trionychidae
Source: RefSeq, a predicted model, not a curated record
AUGCCUGAUCUUUCCAAUAGGUCAGAUGCAACAGUUUUAAUACAGCCUCUGAAAAGAAACCUGAAGAAGAGAAGGAGUCACAGCAGCAGUGACCAUGGCAGCACCAGAAGGAGCUGCUGCAGCUGCAGUGGUGGGAGCAUCAGAAGGAGAGCAGUGGUGAAGGUACCAGAAGGAGCUGCUGAAGCAGUGGAAGUGGAAACUCCAGAGGGAGCAGCAGUUGCAGCAGCCGUGGCAGAAACACCAGAAGGAGUCACUGCAGCAGUGACAGUGGAAGCGUCAGAAGGGGCUGCCACGGCAGUGGAAGCACCAGCAGCAGGAGUGGAAGCUUCGGAGGGAUCAGCAGUUGCAGCAGUGGUGGUGGAAGCACCAGAAGGAAUCAUUGCUACAGGAGCAGCAGAAAUACCAGAAGGGGCUGCUGCAGCAGUGGCCAGGGAAGCUCCAGUAGGAGCUGCAGUUGCAGCAGCAGUGGUGGAAGCACAAGAAGGAGCAGCUGCAGCAGCAGCAGUGGCGGAAGCACCAGGAAGAAGAGGAGCAGCAGUGAAAAUGCAAGCUGAUCUGAAGUUAAUAGCCAAAGUAGCAGAGAGGGUGGCAAACGCAGAAGUAGCCAAGGUGCUGCAGUCAGCAGCAGCAGAGCUUAAAGACAGAAGGAGUGGUGCAAGAUUAAAGCUGAGGGAUCCCACGCAGAGAGAAGAGGAGGAAGGGAUGAAGGAUGGUGAAGUGAAAUGAAAGUGCUGCUUUGUGUAAUACCACCAAAAAAGGAACACGGUCUACAAGCAGUGUCCAGUUCUGUUGCUGUUUGAAUAUGGACCAGUUACAUCCCUUUAGAGAGAGGGUGGGUCCUCAAUGAAAAAGUUCAAAUAAUAAAUAUGCCCUGUAUUCCAAGUGUAGAAGUUUAUUAAAUGUUUAGAAGGCU